Messenger RNA from Onthophagus taurus, 1617 nucleotides. Lineage: Eukaryota; Metazoa; Arthropoda; Insecta; Coleoptera; Scarabaeidae. The record is from RefSeq and is a predicted model, not a curated record.
ACGUUUAAAAGUAGUUUUCAAAGAAAACGUGUAAUUAAUCACCAAGUUGCAUAUUGUUUAUAAAUUCGCCAACGAUAACAAUUAUUUUAACGUUCGUUUUAACGCUGACGUCACACGUAUCGUUAUAAACCCGUUUUAGUUUAAUUUAUCUUACCGUUACGUUCGUUUUAAUUGGUGUAUUUCAAGGAUCAUAAAUGGAUGAGUGAAGAAGCUAAUUUACGCGCGGAAUUGGACGCUCUCAGCCACGAAGAAUUACUCGAGGUGACUCAAAGCUCCCUCAGGAGGUUAUUGGCUUCCGACUCUUUAUUAAGCGAUUUACCCACGGAUGUAACCACCGAGGAGGUUUUGGCGCAAAUUGCUGUCGCUCAGGGACAAAGUAUUACCGUUACUUUGUUAAGGAAUACAGAGAGCCCCCUUCCUAUAGUGAUCCCUCAAAACUCAACCACAGUUCGAGACCUAAAAAAAACGAUCCAACGCACAUUUUGGUUAAGGCAACAACGUUUACGGAGUAAAACGAAGAUUUCUUGGUCCUAUAUUUGGAAAACUUACGAUUUAAAAUGUUCCGGUAACGUUUUAUCGGACGAUCGAGAGUAUGUUUCCGUUUACGGAAUUCGAAAUAAAUCCGAAAUCGAGUUUGUUAAAAAAUUGCGAGAAAACGAGGUGUUAAAGAUGUUGGAUAAAAUCGUUUUAUUUAUUAAUUUACUUUUAAUCCAACAUACAACAAGUUUUUUAUGGUUAGAUCAAGUUUUGCGCCAAGAAGAGCUUUCCAAAGGUUGUAAAUCAUUAAAAAACACCACAAAUUUCGAUUUAAAUUCAUUAGAUCAUUUAUUAGUGGACCACAAACAUAAAUUUUUGUAUUGUUACGUCCCAAAAGUCGCUUGCACGAAUUGGAAACGCGUUUUUAUGGUUUUAACCGAAAAAACGAACGUCACCGAUUUAAUGAGCAUCCCAGCUGAUUUAGCCCACAACGAAAAAAGCUUAUUAAAGCUUUCAAGUCUCCCCAAAAAAGAUUCUUUGCAAAUUUUAAAUGAUUAUACCACCUUUUUGAUGGUUAGACACCCUUUUGAGAGGUUAUUAUCGGCGUAUCGGAAUAAAUUAGUUGGGGAUUCUUUAAGCGCGAGGUAUUUCCAGGUUAGAAUUGGGAAAUAUAUAAUUAAAAGUUACCGGAAAAACCCAUCACAACGCGAUUUAGACGCGGGAGAUAACGUAACCUUCAAAGAAUUCGUUCGUUACCUAUUAAAAGAAGGUUCCGGGGCCGAUAUGAACGAACAUUGGAAGUCGGUUAAUCAACUUUGUUUCCCAUGUAACGUUAAUUACACGUUUAUCGGGAAAUACGAGCGAUUUGAAGACGAUUCCAAAGUUGUCCUAUCAAUGAUUGGAGCCCCCAAUGUUCUUCAAUUCCCUCAAACGCGAUCAAGUCACACCGGGGAUCAUCUUCGCACGUAUUUCGCAACGUUGUCUUUGGAGGAAAUACGCGAUUUGUAUCGGAUGUACGAGGCCGAUUUUAAAAUGUUUGGGUAUAAUUUAGAGAGCGUUUUAGGGUAUGAAAUUGGAUAAAAUAAUUAAGUAAGUAAUUUUAAUUUAUUGUUGUUUUUAUAAUACAAAUUUCUAAGGUUA